Messenger RNA from Leguminivora glycinivorella, 3050 nucleotides. RefSeq lists its product as uncharacterized. NCBI's taxonomy places the organism in Eukaryota, Metazoa, Arthropoda, Insecta, Lepidoptera, Tortricidae. The record is from RefSeq and is a predicted model, not a curated record. The transcript has 4 exons. Bases 433 to 1320 code for a protein of 295 amino acids.
AUCGACACCCAUCUGCUUGAACAGGUGUUUUCUGAUUGGAAACGAAGCAAAACAAAAUAGGCGUGGAAAUUAUUAAACAUUUGUCAGUCGUAUACCUCGAAAGCAUACCUCGAGUAUAGCAUUACCUAUUGAUGAAAAUGCCUUCCUCAGGGACUAGACGAAAAGAAGGGCUCCUCCAUGAGUAGGUACUUUAGUAUUGUGGCGAAAGUUGUUGGGCUGUGUCGGAGUUGUGUUUUAUUCGUGCUCUCCGAUGUGUGUAGACCGCGUAGGCCCCAGUACGCGGGCGCCCCAACACACGCACGCACGCUACGUGUCGCAUACCACUAGCAGAGGAGAAAUCGCCGUUUCUAAACUCGUACAAUGUGAUACAUGUGAUUUGGACUAACACGGAUUAAAAUCUCGAGGUCACAAAUAUCAACCCUGGCGCCAAUAAUGAAGAAACCGGGAGCCGGCUCCAGCAAGAGCGGGCUGGGUUCCAUAGGGAAAAGUGGACUUAGCGGCGGGAAAAGUGGACUCACUUCAGGCAAGGGCAGUGUACUGGGCUCCUCCAGCAAAUCCGGCAGUUCCACCUCCAAAACUCUCAGUUCUACGUCUAAAAGCUCCAUAAGUCCUAUAAGUAAGAGCAGUGGAACAUCUAUAUCGAAAAGCGCUAGCCCUAAAACGUCGCAAUCAUUUGAUUUCACACCAAGUAAAUCAAAGUCGCUGAUCCCGUCAUCUCCGAAAAGCUUAUCACCUUCUUCCUCGUAUAACGUUUACGGAACACCUAAAAGUGGAAAAUCGACGACCUUUGGCAUUAUCUGGAUCCCGACCGGCAAACGCAACAAAAAGAAGGACAUUGUGCUCAACUACAACAAUGACGAUCGACGACGCGAGAGAUCCCCUUCAUUUUAUAAAUUCAUGUCUGGUGAUUCUCAUGAAACAACUCACAAGAAAGCAGACGAUGAUACGGGUCUAUUAGUUGGGCCGGAUCGCAAGUUACCCACGGCGGCAUUAGCUGCCACAGAAACGGCGGUAGCAGCGAAUAUUACAGCUUGUAACUUGGAUGAGAAACAGCAUCUAAUAAAACCUGACAAUGAUGAAACUAAAGAGGCAGCUGGUGAUGCAAGAGACACUGAAGAUGCAGAUGGUGAUAAAGACUAUUUAAGUAAUGAGGAGCCUAUAAGACAUAAAUUGCCAGACACGUCUGAGCCGGACAGUGUGUACCUCCGGGCCCCACCUCCACACAAAGCUCGCUCUUCUGCCUCCACACCUGACGAAGACAGCUGUGGCAUUAAAUGUCUGUAUUAUACUCUGCAAUGCUGUGAUUGUGUUCUUAUGUAAGCUGCCAUGCAUUUUAGAGGUAUGUAAAUUUAGGCCUGGAGCCAGUUAGGAAUAUUAUGCCAGUACUUGCAACCGUCUAUGAUUUUGGAAUUAAAUAAGUAUAAAUUAAUAAAGCAUAGUAUGCCAUGAAUUGUAAUAAUACGAGGGUGCAUUGGAAAGUUUUGAGCCUAACCUAUAAAAAAACGGAUUUAGUGUAAAUAAUUAUUUUAUUUCUCUACAUAAUCUCCAGAAGGAUCUAAACACUUUUGCCAUCUGGUUUCUAAGUUUCAAAUUCCUUAUAAAAAAAAAGAAUCUUCAAGGUCAUCAAAAUAUUGAGCUACAGCUUUUUGUACCUCAAUAUUCGUCGAAAUUUUUUGUCCUGCCAUGUGUUUUUUUUUAAUUGGGGAAGAGAUGGUAGUCGGACAGGGCCAAGUCCGGCGAAUGUGGUGGAUGCGGCAACAAUUGGUAGCCACAAUUAUGUAUUUGUGCAAUUGAUUUGGCCGCUCUAUGGACAGGUGCAUUGCCUUGGUGGAAUGACAUUUUCUUAGACAGCAUACCAGGCCUUUUUAUUUUUAUUUCUUCACGCAAACGUUGUAAAAGUGUGCAAUAAUAAUCUACAUUUAUGGUUUUACCUUUUUCAAGAAAGUCAAUCAUAAUGAUCCCUCUACAGUCCCAAAAGACUGAAGCCAUUACCUUCUUGGUUGACAAAACGGCCCUAGCUUUUUAGGGGGUGGUGAACCUGCUCUUUUCCAUUGUUUCGAUUGUACUUUUGUCUACAGUGUAUUGUAGUGAACCCAAGUUUCGUUCAUAGUUAUGAAACAGCUAAGAAAAUCUUGAGGAUCACUUUGAAACAGAUCUAAACAAUUUUUUGAAACUGUAUGGCGGGUGCAUUUGUUUUCAGCUGAAAGCAGUCUAGGUACCCAUCUGGUAGAGACCUUAGAAAAGCCAAGAUCGUUGGUAAUUAUAUUUUGUGUUAAUUUAUAAGAAAUGCCUAUUGCUUCCUCUAUCUCUGCGAUCUUCAAUCUCCUAUCAUUUAAAAUCAGGUCCAGUAUUUUAUUGACAUUUUCAUCUGUGGUAGCCGUCAGCGGCCUACCGCUCCUAGGUUCAUCUUGCACUGCUUCUCUGCCACGUUUGAAAUCCGCUACCCAUCGUUUAAUGGUGGCGUAUGAUAGGGCAGAUUCCCCUUAAGUUUCAUACAUAUCUUUAUAAAUUUCUUUUGGCGGCAACCCUUUUUUUGUAAAUAUUUUAUGAUGGAACGAUGCUCAAUUUUAUCAAUUUCUAUGGAGACCGUGAACACUCUUUGCAAAAUCAAUCACAACUUUUGCAUUUUUGACAGAAGAAAAACAAAAGACAGCAGUUUAUGAUUAAAAAAGAAGUGGCUAUUACGUGCCAGUGUCAUUUUUUCUUUUUUAUUUAAAUAUCAACCUUAGGCUCAAAACUUUUCAAUCCGACCUCGUAUAAUCAUUGUUCAGAACAUGAUCAAUUCAUUCUACUUAAGACUGAAAUUUUAUAAACAUACUAUUGGAUUUAAUGUAGCUAAUAGAGCCAGCGAGUUUUCUUAAUCUAUUAUUUUAACAAUUUUACAUUCCAAACAUGCAGUUACUAUGAGCUUUUAUGAAAUCAAACAUCUUUGUUACGAGAAAUGAUAAGAAAGUGAUAAUAGCUAUUACUUAUACACAGUGAAGAAAUAUUAAGCACAUUCCUGUGUUUAAUUUUCUGAGAAAUGGUAUAUUAGAUGUUUGCUUACACAA